AUGGAAUUAACCCGUCUCAUAUUCCCCUUUCUUCCCAGGGUGACUGGUGGGGAGCUGUUUGAGGACAUCGUAGCCAGAGAGUACUACAGCGAAGCAGACGCCAGGUCAGUGUCACACAGAUUCACUUAACAGCAACUAUGUUAUUGGUCUAGUCAAACACAUGUCAGUGGAUCUGAAAGCACACAUUCUAGUUCACUUAGUUGUAUACAAUAGACUUAGAGGAUUUUUCAUCAUUAGAGUUUAAGAUAGGUUUUAAAAUGACACCAGUUACUGCCUCUACAUAACACAUUACAUGUGCACACACACACACACACACACACACACACACACACACACACACACACACACACACACACACACACACACACACACACACAAUCUAUAUGUGUGUUACUGCAUGCACCCUCCUUCUCUUUGUUACUGUAGUUUAGUAAUAGUGUUUAUAGUAUCUGUAUUAUAUAUCUGUGUGUGCUGUCUGUAAUGUAUCUUAUGAAUAUAAUCUUCUGUCAUCUGUUUUUCUUCAGUUUUUCUGUUGCUCUCCUAAAACGAGGCUGCCGUCUGCAGAUCUAUUUCUUCCUGUAUAGCAUACUUCAUUAAUAAACAAUGACCUGAGUUUGAAAUCAUAUAAUUUUAAUCUGGCUGUUUCUACUCAUUCCAAAAAAGAAUGUUCAGUUUAAAGUAAGACUGUUAAAAGAUUCAGUCCUUUUGUCAUUUCUGGCAUUGAAAGCCAAUUAGCAUUCUUGUGACCGAAAUAGCAUUAUCACUUUCCAAAAGAUUAAGUGGUAGAACAAAAUGUGAACUUUACUCUACUUCUCUCUUGAGUUUUUACUUUUGAUAUUAUUAUAGUUUCACUGGCCUUUCUCGUUUUUGUUGCUGUUUUUUGUAUUUUUUUUCUGAUGUGUGUUCUCUCCUCCUCGCUUCUUCUGGCCUUGUCUCUCUCCUCCACAGCCAAUGCAUACAGCAGAUUCUAGAAAGUGUAAAUCAUUGUCACCAAAGUGGUAUAGUUCACAGGGACAUGAAGGUUAGUACACAACAGAGGCUAUGCUGGCACCAUGCCCGCCUGCCCACCCGCCGCCCAAAAUCCACCACCAAUUAACAACCACCAACCCCCCCUCACCCUGUACCCCCACCAGCCGCUUGCCUCUUCCUCUCUUCCAAACUCAAUCCCCUACCAGCAGCCACCCUGACCCCUCCACCAAUCACUACUUGUGGCUGAGGUCAGGUGGCCCACCAGGGGGCGUGGGCGGCAGGGUGGUGAGGGGGGGAGGGUGACACAGCUCAACCUUGCCCUCCAUUGUAUGCCCAAAGACGAUGUGCAUGUAGCGUCUCUCUCCGGUCCUCGUCUCUCUGCUCUGAACGCCUGCUGUGAGCCUGGGUCUUGGGCGUAUUUGAUAAGCCCCUCUGGUUUAAGAGGGGUAUAAAUAGGAUCAAUUCAUCCACCUCCUCCCUCCUCGCCCUCCCCAGGGUCGAGCUCACAGCCAGCGGGGAGCUAACACCACUUCUGUUUUGAGACCCGGGGGGACAGUGGGUGGGGGUGGUGGGUGAUGAUGUCAUAGCCAGAUAUCCUUGUUCUUAAUGGUCCAAUCAGAACACACUUUUGUCUAACUUAUUCUGCAUUCACUUAUUAGAACAUCUACAACCUUUCCUUCAUCUUAUAGUCAAGGCAAUCACAUUCAAUUGGGUUAAUACAUUGGCUCUACACUGGGGUACUAGUGUUAUAGGGGUGGUAGUUGGAGGGAUAUUAACAAAUCAUUGGCCUAAACAUCAUCCCAAUCACCACCUCCACCACCACUGCUGCCCCCCCCCCCCCCCCCCCCCAGUCUCAAGGUGAGCGCAUGGCACACAGUGAGUGUGAGCUUGUCACUAACCCACGCCCCCUGGUGUUUGCAUGCAGUCAUUGCAUUCAGCAGAUCCUAGAGGCCGUGCUCCACUGCCACCAGAUGGGCGUGGUCCACCGCGACCUGAAGGUGAGUAGAGACACUGGGAAGCCAAACACAGCCCUUCCUCUUCUUCUUCUUCCUCCUCCUCUUCCUCCUCCUCUUCUUCCUCUCACUCCAACUCUUCUAGUUGCAGGGAGACCCAAUCAUCCUGACUGACUUUCAGACUCAUCCGUUUGACUUUGAGGGUUAAGCACUUUGAUAGACUGUCUCCGACACGUCUUGUUCAGUUGAGACAUGAGACAUGGGAGCCACAGGGUCAAAUUAUGAGUUUGAACUUUUCCACUGCAUUAGUGAUUGCUCAGCCAGUUAAAAGCUGAUGAAAUAGUCAUUACUAUUACUAAAUAGUAAUUACUUAUUUGGGACUUUUGGAAAGGCAUGUUGACCUUUUACGUCCACACCUCUACUGAGGCACUGUGUUGGUCUACAGAACAGUGACACAGGUGUUAAUAGGCACGGAAAUAGGACCUGCAAUCCCUCCAAUUAAAUGGUGUAUAAAAUCAGGCCUUGCUAAAAAAAGAAAACGUGGCAGGAGAAAAUGGGAUGAGUGAAGUAAAAAUGUCACAUUGUCCAAGUAGAAUUUGGAGACUUGCCAUUGUUGGGUCUUUCCACCAAUUCGGUGCCUUUUGAGAUGUGUAACUUGGUAUAAAAUAAACAAAUACUUUUGAAUUUUUAAAUUCUGUCACAAAGAGCAAAUGUUCAACUUAAUAAAAAAACAAGUUUCCCCAUCUCGAGGCUAAAUAACAAAAAUACUAUUAAGUGCUUAUUAGGUGCCAAAUAAAGUAACAGGGUUGCGAUUUCAUCUUAAAUCCGCUAUAAAUCCCCUUGUGGCAGGGGGAAUGGAAGCUUGUUGUGUGCAACAGGAGGGGCAAUUUGAAUGCAAGCUUCACAAAAAAAUGUAAAUUGUUAAACCAUUUCUAGCCUGUCUAUCUAUGGGUAACAGGGUUGACGUGUUAUGCGUGACCUGCUCAGUGUUACACCAGAAAAUACCAGAAAAUGGCCAAAAAUAGUAGAACCAGCUCACCUGCUUUUACACAAUGAUUUUACUAUUUUAAAAGGAAUAGUAGUUUCACCAUAUUCAAAAAAGAGUUCAGUUCACAUAACAGGGUUGACCUUAAAAUGAGGGACAGGUUUGAAUCACUAAUCACAUGAAAUAAAUAAUAAUCUUCAGAAAUGACUGUCAAAGCAACACAAUAACUAGGGCUUUACAAUUAUGGUGAAAACUUUGAGAAAUAUUGGGUUUAAGUGGGACAAAAUCUUCCUGGAAGUCAGAGGGUGCACAGAGGGACAUGUCAAAAUGCAGAUUUUUUCUUACUUUAGCAAGUCUUUAUUCAUAUAAAAAAUUGGGAUUUAUUGAAUUCUUCAUGUGGUUUAUAUUAAAGGGCAUUUCAUUGAACAUAACAGGCUUUUAAAAAUCUAUAUUGGUGCACAAUUUUUACUUAAAAUAUCAAAAGCCACUCAUUUCAUGGAACAACCCUGUUAUACACUCCUUCUCCAAUCUCCCAAACUCCCCACGUCCCCGUCAUUGCCGUCAUGGCAAGUUUCAGAACUCAAAUUUGCUAAUCAAAUGAGCCAGGUGCAGCCAGGAGCUCCAUUUCACUCCUGAAAUAAUCACCCCACGUUUGCAUUCGCCUAGGCCCUCUCUGGCAUUGCUCUGAUUGGCUGCUACCGGCUUGUUACCAUGGGGAGUGGCGGAAUCGACAAAAACAAAAGAAAUAUGAACAAAACAAAGCAUGAAAGAGGCCGAUGAAAGGCCAUAUCUUCAGACUGGUGUGACCUACGUGUGAGUGUGUGUACGUGUGUGUUGGGGGAGGACCCAUAUUGACACACACACACACUCACACACACUCAUGCAUAUAGUAAUUUUGACAAGACACACUGUAAUCGUACUGAACAGUACCAUUGUAUCCAACCAAACUAAAUUUAGGUGGACACAGUUAAGCGGUUGGCACUCUAGACUGUUUCCACCAGACCACACACAGACUGACUGCAUCAGAACAGACAUCCCUCUCAAGCUGUUCCUUCAAGACUCAUUGACUUCUGACGGCACUCUGUUCAGCUCUACCUCCUCAUUUCCGUCUCAUUAUCCCUGCUCAUCUGUCCAUCUCUUUUUUCAUGCCUCUUCCCUCUUUCUUUCACUCCUCUUCCCUUCUUUUUUUCCUUUCACCCUUAACUGAACUCUUCCCUCUUGUCCUCCUUCAUUCCCUCUGUCCAAUCUCCCCUCCUCCUCUUCCUCUUUCUCCCUGCUGCUCUAAUCACUGACGCUGCUGCUCUCUCUUCCUCUGUCUGUCCACACGGCCAGGCCACUCUGGAUGAUGCUGGUCUGGAUGACUGCAUUAGAGACCAGGGCUGUCCCUGUCCUCUCUCUCUCUCCGCUGCCCUCCUGUAGAUUCCCCGCUCCCUCUAGGUUUAGAUACCAAGCCACUGGUUUAAAUCCCUGAAGACAAGAGAUUGAGACAGAUGUAGCUAGGAGAUUGAGGAAUAGUAAGUGAGAGAUAUGCACAAGGGUAGACGGCUGCAUGCGGGAAUGCGUGUGUGUGUGCAUUUGCCAGCGUUGUGUGUGUGUGUGUGACUGAAAGCCAAGUGCAUCUUUCCCGGUUGCAGUAGCUACAGUAAGGCCACCCAGGCUAGAUGAAUGUGGAGUAAUAAUUACAUCUUUAUGGCUGCGAGACCUGAAUUAAAUUAGACCCAUUACACAGGAGCCCUGAGGACCGGGCAUAAAUCCUGAUCACAGUGAGCUAGAUAGGAUCCACACACAGAAACACACCACAAUUAAUUUACCCAGUACACACCACAAUUAAUUUACCCAGUACACACCACAAUUAAUUUACCCAGUCCUGAAAGAUAUACUGGCUAUGGACUAUAGCUCUCAUAUGUGCUUCUAGAUUAGAUUACAACGUAUUGAUCAGCCUAUUUAGGGAUUGUUAGUCAUAUUGAGUUUUCAUAAUACCUAUUUGGUUAUGAAGAACAUUAUAUCAAGCUCAUUAGGGAUUAUGUGUUAUAGGGAAGACUCUAUAGCCCUCAAACUCAACUCUGGACCUCAAAGCCAGUUCCACUGCAUUUUUUCAUUGUUCCCCUCUAACCAGGGACUGAUUUAGACCUGGGACACCAGGUGUGUGCAAUUAAUUAUCAGAUAGAACAGAAAACCAGCAGGCUCCGGACCUCGUAGGGUAAGAGUUGAGUACCCCUGCUCUAUAUGAUUGAUGCUAUAAGGAUGAUGUAUUUUUUAUUUUUUUACCUGGCCCCUUCCAGUCACAUCACACAGGUUACAUGAUUUUUUGGUGGGGAAGGGAGGCUGGGUUGGUUGGGGUGUUUGCAAUGACUGCAUGGCACUGUUGACUGCACUUACCCCACCUCCCACCGUAGCAUGUGAGCCCCGUCUUUGCCCUCUGAUCUGCACGAAUCACGAAUCACAACUCACAAAUGCUCUACUAACUGCACCAAUGAAUGAUCAUGAAUUUACCCUGUUUGAUUUUAUGUUAUAUGAUGUUGAGGAAUUGAUUAUUUUAGCUUUUUUUACACCAUAUGCAAUAUCUAGGCCAGUGGUCACCAACCGGUUAAUCGCUAUCGACUGGCCGAUCUCCAAGGCAUUACUAGUUGAUUACCAAACAUUUCCUUAUUUUCUUUGUGCUGUUGGCGGUAGGUGCACUGCGCCGGGAAGGCAGUGUUCCCAUUUUGAACCAUUUCAUGUGUCUGAAGGUAGAACUCCGCCUACCCGGCAGUCCCAGAGAAUAAAUCACGUGCACCUAUAGGCCUACCGCUGGCUGCACAGUUUCCAGACUGUAAAAAUAAACCUUGAACUCACAGCAAAGUUGAUACUGUGAGAUUUAAAAACGUUUAAAACCAUGACUAGAGAGAGACUCAACGAAUACAGCAAAGAGCUGCUGUAUGUUUAAGUUAUUCAGCAAUGUCAACACUUUGUUCAACACUUUUAUACGCCAUAAAAUGUGCGUUCUCCCUACUUCCACUCACGCUACAACCAGCACUGCUGCUGCAAUGAAUGAGUAUAGCAAAGUGUUCCGAUAAUCAUACGCUGUUAUUAUUAACGGCUUGUCUCUUUUAAUAUUGAGGAAUAUUUCACUUUCUCUGGUCAUAGGAGUAACAACAGGAAUUGGUGCAUGAGGCAGAUUAAAUGCAGUGCGACUUGAGUUUCGCCAUCAGCUGGGGCCCUGAGAGGCAGCCUCACUGCUGCUCCCUCCCUCUCCUCAGACUGACCAUCAGAUGCAGGCCAUCAGUCCAGUAAAAUAAACUCAAGCCAAUUAUUAUGCUCACUCAGCUGUGCCUCACUAGUAAUUCAAGCAUAGCCUAUAUGCAGUGAUAAUGUAUUGGGCCUAUAGCCUACUGCACAAACCUCUGCUACAGAACUGUUUUUAAUUGGUUAAUGUUGCAUAGGCUUACAUUUUAAGUUAUGUAAUUUUAAGUUAUGUAAAAAAAAAAACGGUAGAUCUCGUCUUUCAUUUUGACUCCGUGAUCUUGACUCAGAAAAGGUUGGUGACCACUGAUCUAGGCCAUAGAAGUGGUUAGUCCACUGACAUACAGUUCAUGAGGUACUGUAACUAAUGUAUUUGCCCCAGAAGCAAACCAGCUUCGCUCCAAAAAGUAGCUGAAACAGCUUCUGCUCACAUCUCCUGUUUAAUACAUUACCUCUCCUGAAUUAUUUCCAGUUAAGAUUCAGAGAAGCCGCUUUGAAAAUGUCAGCAAAUGCAUUAUUCCUCAACCCAGAACCCAGGGUAACCUGUACUCUAAGCCCCUCCCCUUCCUGUUCCAACGGGGCCUAUGCAUGAGUCACUGUCGACCUCAGACCUUGUAGCCCCGCCCCUCGGGCUAAACGGGAGCCUGACUGCGUGUGGCUUAUUACACACUCUCAUGUAUCUUUGUGAAGAUCAAGCUGUGUCCACUCUGUCCUUGCUGUGUCCGUAUCAGUGUCAACCCUGUUACUCAACACUGGUGUAGGUGGUGUAAAAUUGUCCCCAGUGUGUGUUGAGUGAGAGCGUUGAGUCGUAGAGAGCUGUUCCUCUAGAGCGUGAGCUUGGUGACGGUGAACAUGCACGGCCCCACAGGGACACAGGAGGGGACACGAUGGAGUUUAUUAUUACACAGUACUGAUGAGGAGUUAUGAAUGGGUUAUAGAGGGGAUUGCCAUAGUAAUGUGCCAAAAUAUACUUUGGUUAAUGGAAUUUGGUCAUACACUACAUUACCAAAAGUAUGUGGACACCUGCUCGUCGAACAUCUCAUUCCAAAAUCAUGGGCGUUAAUAAUAUGGAGUUGGUCCCCCCUUUGCUGCUAUAACAGCCUCUACUCUUCUGGGAAGGCUUUCCACUAGAUGUUGGAACAUUGUUGCGGGGACUUGCUUCCAUUCAGCCACGAGCGUUAGUGAGGUCAGGCACUGAUGUUGGGCGGUUAGGCCUGGCUCUCAGUCGGUGUUCCAAUUCAUCCCAAAGUUGUUCGAUGGGGUUGAGGUCAGGGCUCUGUGCAGGCCAGUCAAUUUCUUCCACGCCGAUCUCGACAAACCAUUUCUGUAUGGACCUGGCUUUGUGCACAGGGGCAUUGUCAUGCCCCAAACUGUUGCCACAAAGUUGGAAGCACAGAAUCGUCUAGAAUGUCAUUGUAUGCUGUAGCGUUAAGAUUUCCCUUCACUGGAACUAAGGGGCCUAGCCCGAACCAUGAAAAACAGCCCCAGACCAUUAUUCCUCCUCCACCAAACUUUUCAGUUGGCACUAUGCAUUCGGGCAGGUAGCGUUCUCCUGGCAUUCGCCAAACCCAGAUUCAUCCGUCGAACUGCCAGGUGGUGAAGUGUGAUUUAUCACUCCAGAGAACGCCUUUCCAAUGCUCCGGAGUCCAAUGGUGGCGAGCUUUACACCACUCCAGUCGACUUUUGGCAUUGCGCAUGGUGAUCUUAGGCUUGUGUGCGGCUGCUUGGCAAUGGAAACCCAUUUCAUGAAGCUCCCGACAAACAGUUAUUGUGCUGACGUUGCUUCCAGAGGCAGUUUGGAACUCAGUAGUGAGUGUUGCAACCGAGGACAGACCAUUUUUAUGCACUUCAGCACUCGGUGGUCCCGUUCUGUGAGCUUGUGUGGCCUACCACUUCGCAGCUGAGCCGUUGUUGCUCCUAGACAUUUCCACUUGACCAGGGCAGCUCUAGCAGGGUAGACAUUUGAUGAACUGACUUGUUGGAAAGGUGGCAUCCUAAGUCGCUGAGCUCUUCAGUAAGGCCAUUCUACUGCCAAUGUUUGUCUAUGGAGAUUGCAUGGCGGUGUGCUCGAUUUUAUACACCUGUCAGCAACGGGUGUGGCUGAAAUAGCCGAAUCCAUUAAUGUAAAGUGUCCACAUACUUUUGUGUAUAUAUAGUGUAUAGUGGGGAUCAUACAAUUUUUCAAUGGUGAGAUGACCCACCGUCUAGGAUUUACAACCCAGUGUGGAUAUCACCCAAAAUACUAGAGAGAAUACACCUACUGUAUAAUAUAUUAUUGCGGACAUGUUCCUAGAGUUCAUUUUCAUGUAUAUUGCUGUAUGAGAAGUGUUGAAAUCCUGUGUCUCCCUCUCCACUCCAAGCCUGAGAAUCUGCUCCUAGCCAGUAAGCUGAAGGGAGCAGCGGUAAAGUUGGCAGACUUUGGUCUGGCCAUCGAAGUGCAGGGAGACCAGCAGGCAUGGUUCGGUGAGUACCAGUCAGUCACAAAACAUCUGUUCAAAUAUCACCAAGGAUCCCAAACUUGGCUGUCCAUUUGAAGACUUGUUUUACAUGUCCAAUGCAGCCGUUUUUAUUUAAAUAUCAAAUAAUUUCUGGGUAACAAUUAAUUACCUUACUGUGAAUUAAAAUGGUACAAAAAAAUGAACAAAUAGCUUCUUAGCAAAGGGCAAUUUUUCAAGCAAGAAUUUUGCUAGGACUGGGAGUGGUCUGAGUGGGGAGGGGAAAACUUGCUGUUAUUGGCAGAACGGUUUGGAACUCUCUUUCUUAUUAGUCUAAUUCAUUUACUGCCUGGUAAUUUACUGCCUGGCUGAAAUUGCAGGUGGUCUUUUCAAAUAGCUCUUACACUAAAAAGCAUUAUCAUAAUUUUCACAGUAUUAUUCCAAUCUCUUACACCUGAAAUCUGCACCAACGCGAUUUAAAAAGUUGUAAAUAUGACUUACGUUUCUCUACACUAAAAUAUGCUAGAAUUCCGACAGGAUUAUACAAUCAAAAAUGGCCUCACCUGUUUGAAGAGAACUCUUUCUCUAGCUCAUUUUACGGUAGAAAUGUAUCCAUUAAAAAAAUUAAAAUAAAUAGCUUUGGUGCCAAUUUCAGGUAUAAGUGGUCAUUUAAAAAAACGUUUCACCCAAUACUCAAAACUGAUAAAUGCACAGGAAGCCUGUUCAGUGGACCCGUUUUCUUGCCCUAAUUUAGCAAUACUUGAAAGGCCCAGUGCAGUCAAAAAUGUGACAUUCCUGUGUUUUAUAUAUAUUUUCACACUAUGAAAUGUGUUGUUGUAUACAGGUAGCUUAGUGGUUAAGAGCGUUGUGCCAGUAACCGAAAGGUCACUGGUUCUAAUCCCGAGCCGAAUAGGUGAAAAAUCUGUCGAUGUGCCCUUGAGCAAGGCACUUAACCCUAAUUGCACCUGUAAAUUGCUCUGGAUAAGAGCGUCUGCUAAAUGACUAAAAUGUAAAAAUGUAUACUAUGUAGCCCCAGUGUGUAACUAAGCAUUUACUGUGCUUUACAGACCCUGUUUUAUUCUAAACAAUAUCUAAAGCCACAGAAGCUUUAGAAGUACUUUGGUGUUUACUUUGUCUUUAAACCCAAGGCUCCACCACCAGUGCUGAAGCUAAGUCACCUAGUUAAUGUGUGAGAGGUGAGACUUUGAGGUGUGUCAGCUCUCUGGGUUUAAUAGUGCAGAUUUUAUUAGGUGGAGAAACAGGGCCAUUUCCCUGCUAAUCCCCACAGAAUGGGGGAAUAAUUAUCCUAAUCCCCUGGACUGGCUGUCACCUGAGAAUCAUCUACCCAGUUCACUGGUGGUGCCCCAGGGCAUGCUGAGAAUUUUAGUUCUUUAGAGAAGUAGGCUGCAUUCCACUGGUGGGGAGCCACACUAUGUUCCCCAGAGGGUCGUUCCAGUGGGGAAGUUUUGGAAGCUUGUUAAUCAUGUCCCAUAAACAUUGCAUUAAGGAUUAAUUUGACCUCUAAUUGGCUGUCUCUUAAAAGAGACAGGAUUCACCCUAACCACAGGGAUUCCAGGAUUGUCUCCAGCAACAUUGCGAACGGUUUUAGAGCCUGACGGCCUGGGUGUAUUUGUGCUCCAAUCCUACCUGUCAUAAUCAGCAACAGAGGACAUGGAAAGUCCCGUAGAAAUGGUAGACGUUUUGUUCUAUGAGAUUAUCUUCAUCAGCAAACAUUACUUUUUGAGAUGCACCACAUUUUUUUCUGUCAGAACAGCCUCAAUUCGUCAAGGCAUGGACUCUACAAGGUGUCGAAAGCAUUCGACAGUGAUGCUGGCCCAUGUUGACUCCAAUGCAUUCCACAGUUGUGUCAAGUUGGCUGUAUGUCCUUUGGGUGGUGGACCAUUCUUGAUACACACAGGAAACUGUUGAGUGUGAAAAACCCAGCAGCAUUGCAGUUCUUGACACAAACCAGUGAGCCUGGCACCUACUACCAUACCCCGUUCAAAGGCACUUAAAUCUUUGUGGCUCCUGAGUGGCGCAGUGGUCUAAGGCACUGCAUCGCAGUGCUAACUGUGCCACUAGAGAUCCUGGUUCGAAUCCAGGCUCUGUCGCAGCCGGCCGCGACCGGGAGACUCAUGGGCGACGCACAAUUGGCCCACCGUUGUCCAGGGUAGGGGAGGGAAUGGCCGGCAGGGAUGUAGCUCAGUUGAUAGAGCAUGGCGUUUGCAAUGCCAGGGUUGUGGGUUCGAUUCCCACGGGGGGCCAGUAUAAAAAAAAAAUAUAUAUGUAUUCACUAACUGUAAGUCGCUCUGGAUAAGAGCGUCUGCUAAAUGACUAAAAUGUAAUGUAAAUGUUUUGUCUUGCCCAUUCACCCUGUGAAUGGCACACAUACACAAUCCAUUUCUCAAUUAUCUCAAGGCUUAAAAAUAUUUUUUUUACCUGUCUCCUCCCCUUCAUCUACACUGAUUAAAGUGGAUCAAUAAGGGAUCAUAGCGUUCACCUGGUCAGUCUGUCAUGGAAAGAGCAGGUGUUCUCAGUGUAGAACAAAACAUUUAAGAUCUCCUAAGCCUGUGUUAACCUCAGACCUUAUUUUCUGCGUUUUUCCCUAAACCAUAUUUCUUCCCUAUAGGGAUGGCUGCACAAACCAGAUGUAACUCAUUUCUGGAUUUUAGGACUACAAACUGGCAUGCUUUGGCAACUUUGAUGGGGGUGUGGGCAACAAAAUAUCUGAAUUUAUCAUGAAGGGCCGUAGUGGCUCGUGGGUCUGCGUACCCACAUCCAUACCCACACAUGCAGUCAGAGCCGUCCCUAGACGGUUGGGGGCCCUAAGCAACAUUUUGUUGGAAGCCCGCAUUCUACCUUGUGAUCAAAACAUUUUAGCGGCCCCUCUCUUGACAGCGGAGAGUGGGAAAAAAAGUUUUAGUUAAUUUCCUACAAUUCUACACUUUGCCAAGGGGAGUAGAGAUAAUGUUUCAGUUUUCUAGCAAGUUUGAUGCGACUCUACAUGUUUUCCCAUGGGGUGGAGAAGAUUUAGCAAUUUUAUAAUGCAUUUCAUGCAAUUCUACUCAUUUUGCCAUGUGUCGGGGAGAAAUAUUUGCAGUUUUACAGCAGAUUUCCUGCAAUUCUACACAUUUUGACAUAGGAUGGAGAGAAAUGUUAGCAGUUUUACAGCAAAUGUCCUGAAAUUCUACACAUUUUGCCCUGACUUAUGCCAUGUUAAUAUGAUGUCUGAGGGCGAGUGACUUACAAAAUCAAUGGAUCCCCCCGGUCCGUAAUUCGACCAUGAUUACUAAAAGUUUAGAUGGCUGGCUAGACUAAUUUACCAAUCAAAACCAAUGUUGCUCACAUGGGCUAAUUGAGUAAAGAGCUAGGUUUCUGUCCAAUUGGCGACAGAUUUUCAUGCGAAUAUUCAAAACUCUGCAUGAAAACAAAAUGCACAUUUUCCCACCAUUUACAUUUGACAUUUUAGUCAUUUAGCAGACGCUCUUAUCCAGAGCGACUUAGUGAGUGCAUACAUUUUUCAUACUGGCUCCCCGUAUGAAACGAACCCACAACCCUGGCGUUGCAAGCGCCAUGCUCUACCAACUGAGCUACAGGGGACCAGAGAUGUUUCCAUCAAAUUGACUUGUUGCCGAUAAAAGGUUGUGUGUGGUGACGUAGUGCACAUAAAAAUAACUUCUGUGGUUAAAUUCCCCAUGUACUCAAUUUAAAAAAUACAAGUGAAAUGGGUUUCCAUCGUAUUUUGAACUACUGACACUAUAGACAACCACAAUUGUGCUUGUCAUUUUGGCACUGAAUGUCGGAUUUGGCUUUUUUUUUGUGCAGAUCUUGAAUUAAUGUUCUGAAUUGAUCAAAGGGACAGUCUAAAUUAAAAAACGGGCCACACAAGCUUUAGAAGUUGAAUAGCCCUGGUGUAUGUAAUGUCAUCAGAAGUAUAUUUUCUGGGUGACCUAAAUACUGACAGGUUUUCAUCAAACUGUCUCAAAAAAAGCUUCAACCUGUAACCAGUGCCUGCAAUCUGGUUCAAGUUAUCAGUCAACCUACCAGGGUAUAUACAAACAGCACAGGAAUGAAAUCAUCCAAAUGUAUUGAUCACAUCUUUACUGAUGCUGCAAAAAUCUGCUCUAAAGCAGUAUCCAGAUCCAUCGGAUGUAGUGAUCAUAAUAUAGUAGCCAUAUCUAGAAAAAAACAAAGUUCCAAAGGCUGGGCUUAAAUAGUGUAUAUUUUUUAGUGAUUCCUAUGUUGAAGAUGUAUAAUAUUUGCUGGUCUGUUGUGUGUAAUGAAUUUUUAUUUUACCUUUAUUUAACUAGGCAAGUCAGUUAAGAACAAAUUCUUAUUUACAAUGACGGGCUACCCCGGCCAAACCUGGAUGAUGCUAGGUCAAUUGUGCGCCGCACUAUGGGACUCCCAAUCUGCUACUGACCCUUAGUAAACUUUUGGAAAAAUGGUGUUUGACGAUAUACAAUGCCAUUUCACAGUAAACAAAUGACUUUCAGCACGCUUAUAGGGAAAGGGACUCAACAUGUAUGGCACUGACACAAAUUACUGAUGAUUGGCUGAAAGAAAUUGGUAAUACGAUUUUGGGAGCUGUUUUGUUAGACUUCAGUGCAGCUUUUGAAAUUAGCGAUCAUAGUUUUUUCAGCAGCAGACUGUUAUAGCUUUACAUCCUCUGCCAUAUCAUGGAUGGAGAGUUACCUAAUGGAAGCCUCUCUAAUGUAAACCCGGUCAAUUUUGGCAUACCUCAAGGUAGCUGUCUUGGCCCCCUUUUUUCUAUUUUUACUAAUGAUCUACCACUAGCCUUGAGUAAAGUGUGUCUAUGUAUGCUGAUGACUCAAAACUAUACACGUCAGCUACCACAGCAAGUGAAAUCACAGCAACCCUUAACAAAGCACUGCUGUCAGUUUUAGAAUGGGUGGCUAGUAAUAAGAUAGUCCUAAAUUAUAUAAUCAUUCGCUAAACCCUAAACCUUAUCCACAUCUUGUAAUGAAUCUGGCAAUUGAGGAAGUUGAGGAGACUAAACUGCUUACUGUAACCCUAGAUUUUAAACUGACAUGGUCAAAACAUAUUGAUGGGGAGAGGUCUGUCUGUGAUAAAGCUCUGCUCUGCUUUCUUGACAUCACAAUCGAGAAAACAAGUCCUACAGGUCCUAGUUUUACCACACCUGGACUACUGCUCAUUUAUAUUGUCAAGUGCCACAAAGACGGACAUAGGCAAAUUACAGUUGGCCCAGAACAGAGCAGCACAGCUGGCCCUUAAAAUGUGUGCACUGAGGGCUAAUAUAAUAUGCAUGUCAAUCUCUCCUGGCUCAAAGUAGAGGAGAGAUUGACUGCAUCACUACUUGUCUUUGUGAAGAGGUAUUGGCGUGUUGAAAGCCCCGAACUUUCUGUUCGAACAGCUAACCUACAGGUCAGACACCCAUACAUACCCCACUAGAUAUGCCACCGGUGGUCUCUUCACAGUCCCCAAGUCCAUAACAGACUCUGGGGAACACACAGUACUACAUACAGCCAUGACUACAUGGAACACUCUUCCACAUAACUCAGUCGAGCAGUAACAUUUUAAAAAACGGAUAAACCAACACCUCACAGCACAGCGCGGACUGUGAAGAGACAUGUACACAUGCGCAUACGCACACACACUCUAACACACACACUCUACACAGACCCACACAUUGUAAUAUUGUAAUGUUGUAUUUUAAUGUGCAUUUAAUACUGUACAUUUGUGGUAUUGGAGCAAUGUACAUAUGUAUAAUUCACAAUGUCGAGCAGGCUAUUGUUUUACUAUGAUGUAUUGUUUUAUUAUUGUUUGUACUCCAGGAAGAGUAGCUGCUGCCUUUUCAGCAGCUAAUGGGGAUCCUAAUAAAUACAAAAAACAGUGGGAUGUAAGUGCACAUGCAUCUUGGGAAAUGUAGUUCAUUUAUAUGACGUCUCGUCUCUGUUCCAGGUUUUGCGGGAACCCCAGGCUACCUGUCCCCAGAGGUCCUGAGGAAAGACCCCUAUGGGAAACCUGUGGACAUGUGGGCCUGUGGUAAGGAACUUCCCAACAUGGAACAAUCUAUUUGCCUUUGAGCAAAAGGCUAGUACUGACUACAAAGUGCCUACAUGGCUCUCACACAGACAAUGAGUUCAUCUAGUUCACACUCCUUGAAUUAAUCACUGCAGCCGCUCGUUACAUAAACUCAUCAAGGGCCAGCUGGGCUUUAGAUGUCUACCACACACUCAUUCACAACCUGUGCUCUCUGAAUUCUGGGCCACAAUGACUUAUUUGUGUCGUUGGAGUGCUCUACUGACCAACCAAGGGCCCUUGAGCUUGUCCCGGUAACCUACCAGCCAAUGAGCAACACAGUGCUGAAGUGCUUGGCUUGUUUUUGUCACCACAGUGAUAGUGACAUGAUGGAAACCCUUAUAGUGGGAGGAGUCUAUGAAGAGGGGGUACUUUUCUGUCCUCUCCUGAUCUCUUCAUCCGUGUAACAAUGAAAGCUGUUAAAACUUGUAUUAAGUCCAGAGUAUGUGAGCGGAGCUGGAGCGAGGAGUGGAGUGUGCCCAAUUUGACUGGAGCGUGGAGCGAGGUUCCCAAAAUCUGGAGCGUCGGCUCCAGUAGCGCUCACUUCACGAGCUCAGGGCAUGCCCGGCCCAGCAUGCAUUUGUAGUCUACUUGUGUGCUGCUAUAGCCCCUUGCUUUAGCUACUGUCAUUUAGUAUGCUAAAUAUUUUCAUAAAGAAACGCACAGGUGAAAAAUCAAGGUGACUUACAAAGAUGAGGAGGAUCAAGAGCAAGAGAGGGAGUGUGGUGAUGUAGUGUCCACAACUAAAUAAUCAUUUUGGAAUCUGAAAAGACGGGUAUCACGAAAGCAUGAUGGUGUACUUACUACGUGCACAUGCUAACAGAAAGGAACGAGUUGGGUAGCUAGCUAAGUGUGUCAUUGUAGCAAAGUAUUUAUAGUACCAAAAAUCAGAUCUCUUAAAAGUUUCAUUCAUUAAAUUUCGUUCUAUUAUCUAUACAAUAUGCCACCAUUGAAUAGGCCUGGCAUAUUACCUUCAAAUUUAAAUGCUUCGCAAUUAAUUUCUUUGUAGGCUAUAGCCUUGAAAUAAUUGAAAUAAUAUAGCCUAAAUAAUUCAUUUCCGUUCCUCCUAUCUGUCUGGCUCCUGACCUAUUUAGUGUUUAUAUGCUGUUUAAUACGACAUGUAGCAUCAUAGUCACAUUUUCCUGUUUAUUAAAAUACUUUUUAAUAAACAGGAAAUCAUAUGGUUUGGUUUCAAUACUUCAAAACCAAAUGGUAGGUCCAGGUAGUCACAAAAAUAGAUGGGUGUUGGUUAAAUUGUGAUUUUUAAUGAAUGGAGUCGAAUUUGGAGCUGCUGUUUUUUUGUGGGGGGGGGGGGGGGGGGUGAGGAGCGGUUUUUAGUGGAGCGGUUGGAAAGGACGUGGAACGAUGAGCGGCACUCACAUACUCUGAUUAAGUCAGUAAAGGUCAUUACUCAGAUAUUAUUGGGUCAUACUGGCUUUGAUUGUACUUUCUCCUCUUGCUGAGUUUUGAGUAUAAUUUUGAAAUGACAUUUAUUCAUAAUUGGUAUCGUGCUAAUUACAUGUUUGUGUCUGUCUCAUCAGGUGUGAUUCUCUACAUUCUCCUGGUGGGCUACCCUCCCUUCUGGGACGAGGACCAGCACAGACUGUACCAGCAGAUCAAGGCUGGGGCCUACGAUGUGAGUACUCACACGACACAUACUCUGUCAUGCACGUGCUUUCACACAGACAAAUUGAUCCAUUUGCCAAUCUGUCAGCAGUGUUUAAUACUUACUGUGGAGAGUCUCACUGGCAUAAGGUAUCACCAGUGGUGGAAAAGGUACCCAAUUGUCAUACUUGAGUAAAAGUAAAGAUACAUUAAUAGAAAACGACUCAAGUGAAAGUCACCCAGUAAAAUACGAUUGAGUAAAAGUCAAAGUGUUUGGUUUUAAAUAUACUUAAGUUUCAAAAGUAUACAUUAUUUCAAAUUCCUUAUAUUAAGCAAACCACACAGCAACAUAUUCUUGUUUUUUUAUUUAUUUAUGGAUAGCCAGGGGUACGCGCCAACACUCAGACAUAAGUUACAAACAAAGCAUUGGUGUUUAGCGAGUUUGCCAGAUCAGAAGCAGUACGGACGACCAAGGAUGUUCUCUUGAUAAGUGCGUGAAUUGGACCGUUUUCCUGUCCAGCUAAGCAUUCAAAAUGUAACAAGUACUUUUGGGUGUCAGGGAAAUUGUAUGGAGUAAAAAUUACAUUAUUUUCUUUAGAAAUGUUUAGAAAUGUUGUGAAGUAAAAGUUGUCAAAAAUAUAAAUAGUAAAGUACAGAUACCCCAAAAAACGACUUAAGUAGUACUUUACACCACUAGGUAUCACUGGAGUUGAUUUCCAUGGUUGUUAUCUGACAGUCUUUACAUGAGGUUAAGGCAGGCUUGCUUAGAUCGAUACCGAAACCUCCCAUCCCCUCACUGUUUCUGAGACUUUGACCACAAUCAUUUAACUUUAGCAGGCAAAGCUAAUCUCCUGUUUUGAGUGACUGGAAUGGAACAUGUUUAUCUUGAAGGAAAUGUGUUAGCCACUUGAUUUCAACCCGAGACAAGGCCAUACUUGACACAUCAGAAUUCCAGUCUCUGUCUAUUGGCUGAGCAUUGCCUCUGUUGGAACACCACACAAAGGCUGUUUGUCUAUUUCCUCCUUGUCUGGCAGCUCUCUCCCUGCUCUCCCCAGUCAAUCCUAACGCCUGUCCCAGACAGAUUGAGUCUUAGGACGAGAGAGGAGGAGGAGGAGGAGGAGGAGGAGAGAGGCAGGGGGACAGCCCAAUGCGAUGGCUCAAGCCCAACUUGGCUCUGGAGACGAGCACCUUCUGCUCAGUGAAUCUGUUUUUUUGUCAACCGUGUGAUGUUUUUUUUUGCCAGUUCUCUCGCUGUCCUUGUUUCUCCAAGGACACAUUUUCAAACAAAGCUGAAUGGAGGGAGGGAAAGAGUGAGUGAGGGAUGGGAGGAUAGAUGAAUGGAUGGAUGGACUGAUGGAUGAUGAGCCUCAUUGCCUCUCUCGAUGUUCUCCCCUUCAGUUUCCGUCCCCUGAGUGGGACACGGUGACCCCCGAGGCCAAAGACCUGAUUAACAAGAUGUUGACCAUCAACCCUGUCAAGAGGGUCACCGCCACAGACGCACUCAAACACCCCUGGAUCUGUGUACGUGUCUUUCUCACACACACACACACACAUACACACACACACACACACACAGUCUUGUACAGCUAACCUUGUGGGGAAACACAAUUCAGUCCCAUUCAAAAUCCUAUUUUCCCUAACCCGUACUCUUACCCUUACCCUAAUCCUACCCCUAACCUUAACCCUAACCCUAGCUCCUAACCCUAACCCUUAACGUAUUUCUAACCCUAACACUAAUUCUAACCUUAACCCUAAACCCCCUAGAAAUAGCAUUUGACCUUGUGGGGACUAACAAAAUGUCCCCAGUUGGUCAAUUUUUUGUUAGUUUACUAUUCUUGUGGGAACUUCUGGUCCCCACAAGAAUAGAUAAACACGUCCACACACACACACUCAUACACACAGUCCAAUGGUCCGAUGAGCACACCUACAGACUUAAAACAUUCUCCCCCUCUCUCUCUGUCCUCUCUGCAGCAACGUUCCACUGUGGCGUCCAUGAUGCACAGACAGGAGACGGUGGAGUGCCUGAGGAAGUUCAACGCCAGGAGGAAACUCAAGGUGAGGGAAGGUUUUUCACAGCACUUCACCAGGUUUCGUGAGUGAGACAUUGAGAAAGUGACAAAUUGACUAAAUCCGAGCCCAUGCGUGUCAUAGAGUGGACCCUGUGCACUAUGUAAUCCAAUCAUUACCUUUCCACCUAAUGUUUGACACCGUGUUAGAGAUGAGGUGACAGUGUGACAAGUAUUAAAGCCUUGGCGGUCAGUCGUUCAACUCACUGUUCCUUUUUUCUUCCUCAGGGUGCUAUUCUCACCACCAUGCUGGCCACACGCAACUUCUCAGGUAAGAUGCAUCUACCUACUGUAUUGUAGUUUCUUUCAAGGUCUCUCUUUUGGCUCUAUAUAUCUGUUUUUAUUUCUCCCCUCUCUCCUCUCUUUCUCUCGCUCUCUCACCAGAUCAAUAUUUAGAAUUCUCCAUCAGCUGCUGCUUAAUAAUGCUGCUGGAUGUAUUAUUUCACCAAAACACUUGAGGAAAUCAAUGGGGAGAGAAAUGAGGGAGAGAGGAGCAGGUGUUAAAGAAAGGACUGAUAGAGUGAGAGAGGAACAAGGAGAAUAACGCAUGAGAGUGUAUGGAGCGACAAAAUGUGAAAGUGACAUGAGUUGUAGGGGAGAACUCCAGGAUGAAUACGCUGGCCUUUAAAACGACCACUAUCAGCCUGCUCUCAGUUGAUAUCAAUAGAGACUGCCUGGAGACCAGCGGGGCGAUGCUGAUCAAUGUGGUUCAGACAAUCUGGGCCUCUUAAAGGGCAAUACUUUAAUAUUUUGUCUGUUAGCUGAAACUAUUAAUUCUCUCUCAGGGUGAUUAGUGAAAGGGAGGUGAAAGGAAAGGGGAUACCUAGUCAGUUGCACAACUGAAUGCAUUCAAACAAAAUGUAUUCUGCAUUUAACCCAACCCCUCUGAAUCAGAGUGGCUACUGGAGGAAAGAUGUGGACUUCACUUUCUCCUGCUUCCUUGUAUUUAUUUGGGCAAUUUAAACAGAGUACUGUGUUCAGGCAAGAAAAACACAUUGUUUAAUCUCUCUCUCCCUGUCAAGACGUUGGUUCUCUUGUUACCAGAAAAUAUUUAUUUUAAAAAGUACAUUGUUUUCAAUUUUCAUUCCAUAUAGCCAAUGCUUUUUUUGCUCAGAGCAAGACUUUACACCAGUGGUAUUCAAAGUCGGGGUCGCGACCCUUUAUGGGGUCAGCCCAAAAAUAAAAAAACAUAUUAUAUGGGAUCAAUAUACAAACUUUUAUGAGAAAGAUGUUAUUGAGUAUGUAUUUAUUGGUUUAUUUUCAUUUUGAUGAGAUAAAAAUGCUAUGAGUUGAAGGUUAUUUGUUAAUGUAGUAAUAGAAAUGUACAGAUUUUUUUAAGGUUGUGUCAUUAGAUUUGUAAUGGGGUGGGUUCGCAAGGAAUUAUUUAGGAAAUUCUGGCGUAAAAAAAUGGGGUCCUCGCUGAAAAGGUUUGAAUACCACUGCUUUAUACCCAUUCUGUUUUGUUUACCUUUGUUUUUUCUCCCUUCUGUUUUUGGGAUGUGUAACCUUGUGAGGUAAGAGUCUCUGUCAUGGAAAGAGGCAUGCCUUGGCACUGCUCUCUACCCAUGUGUCCAUCUUGGUAACUUGCACCCCUCUCAGACUAAACAUUUUCACAAACACCUUUCUUCUUCCCCCUCUCAUACACUCUUCAUGCACCUGUGUGGCUUUUGUGUGACAACCCUGAUCACUUUAACCAAUCACUGAGCUUUUCCACGUGCCAGAAAUCUCAUCACUCUACCCAACCAGCCAAUUACCUCGCUCCAUGCGUGGACUAUAUUUGCAUGUUGAUUUAGGGGUGGGUGCUAACGUGUUCUCUACGGAGGAGUUGUUAUUAUGACAUUAACAUGAUUGGAGUCUUCCUUCAAAAAAGUUUUAGAUGCAAGCAAUUGAAGGUCUCUAUUUACGAGUGUGUGUGUGGUAGAGGGCAUUAAACCUACAUUCUUUAGGACUGUCACAGUUGGCCCAUAAUUGACCGUCUUCACUAGAUAUAGUGGCGUGUGUGUGUGUGUGUGCACGUGUGUGUGUCAGAGGUGUCCUCGCUGACCUUGUCCCCGUGUCCUCUGUCCUUACAGCAGCCAAGAGCCUGCUCAACAAGAAGGCUGACGGCAUCAAG
Coregonus sp. 'balchen' is the source of this 20411-nucleotide messenger RNA. NCBI's taxonomy places the organism in Eukaryota, Metazoa, Chordata, Actinopteri, Salmoniformes, Salmonidae. The record is from the annotation of a GenBank genome assembly.